Messenger RNA from Onychostoma macrolepis, 3154 nucleotides. It is a transcript of the gene nkx3-1, whose product is annotated as NK3 homeobox 1. Gene Ontology annotation, biological process: regulation of transcription by RNA polymerase II; cell differentiation. The coding region runs from base 774 to 1328 and encodes 184 amino acids. Gene Ontology annotation, molecular function: RNA polymerase II cis-regulatory region sequence-specific DNA binding; DNA-binding transcription factor activity, RNA polymerase II-specific. The record is from RefSeq and is a predicted model, not a curated record. NCBI's taxonomy places the organism in Eukaryota, Metazoa, Chordata, Actinopteri, Cypriniformes, Cyprinidae. The transcript has 2 exons. Gene Ontology annotation, cellular component: nucleus.
ACCUCAAUAGCAGCAAAAAUGUUUUGCAAUACAAUAUGAACACAGUAAGUACAUUGUACUUAUUUUUGAUGUAAGUACAUAGUAGUUAAGGCCACCUAAUAUAAAGUGGGACCCAUGAUAGACAGAUAGAUAGAUAGAUAGAUAGAUAGAUAGAUAGAUAGAUAGAUAGAUAGAUAGAUAGAUAGAUAGAUAGAUCGAUAGAUAGAUAGAUAGAUAGAUAGAUAGAUAGAUAGAUAGAUAGAUAGAUAGAUAGAUAGAUAGAUAGAUAGAUAGAUUAAUUAUCUAUCUAUCUUAAUUUUAUUUUGCAUAUCUUGAAAGAUAUGUGUGAAUAUAAAUAUACAAUAUAAAAAUAAUGUGUAUAUAAAUAUGUAUAUGCAUACACACACACACACACAUAUAUAUAUAAUUUUUAUAUUGUAUAUUUAUUGUGUAUUUUUGUAUUGUACAUUUAUAAUAUUUUAUAUGUUUAUAUAAGAUUGCGGUUGGGAGGACAGCUAAGUAUCUCUACUGUGUAAAGUAUGAAGACUUCGGGACAAGCAGCAGUUGUGUCUGGUGUCUGGCAGAAUGAUGGUCGGUGAAGACGUGUCUGUUUUCGCCAUCAGCGAGCCUGGACCGAUGACGUAGCACAGGACGCUCCUCCAAUAGUGGAAGAGACGGCAGACUCACGCGCUACUUAAAGUCAAGCGGCUGAGCUGGAGAGUGAAAGUGCCAAUUACUUACCCCGAGGAAGAAGACGCUUUAUCCUUACCUUUAUCAGGAAUUUAGCAACGUAGAUGGCGGCUUCAAACAAGCAGUUGACGUCGUUUUUCAUAGAGGACAUUUUAUCCUUAAAAGAGGGUAAAAAAGAAGACUCCUGCCAAUCUGAGAGCGACAGAGCCGACAGCACAGACGGACGAACAGACUCGGAGGAUGUGUCGGUUUGUCGGAGCCCUGAGGAUAAAUCAGAGUCCGCGGAUUUGGCGGGAGGCGGCAGCGGCGGCGGCAGCGGGAAGAAGAAGCGGUCGCGCGCCGCGUUCACGCACCUGCAGGUGCUGGAGCUCGAGAAGAAGUUCAGCCGUCAGCGCUACCUGAGCGCGCCCGAGCGCGCGCACCUCGCGAGCGCGCUGCACCUGACGGAGACGCAGGUGAAGAUCUGGUUCCAGAACAGGAGAUAUAAAACCAAGCGGAGGCAGCUAACGACAGACUUUCACAAAUCCGACGCCACCGCUGUGGCUGCAGAAGAGGACUUCUUCAGAGCUUCACUUUUAGCGACGGUCUAUAAAUCAUAUCCAUACCGGCCUUGCGUGUAUGACUUGCACGGACUGAGUGUAUGGAGACCAGCACUGUGAUGGACAUUAACAUGGACUUUCUCAGAUUAUUGUGAAUAAUAUUCUUUAUUAUUAUGGUGAUUUUUUAAAGUGUUGUACAGCUUUGUAUUCUGUGAAAUAAAAUAUUUUUUUUUUCAAAGGUGCAUAUGUGUGUGUUGCAUCAUGAGCUACAGGCUCAAAGUAUUGUGGUCACUCCAAUGACAUUUUAUUCAAUCAUCCCCAUUUCAUCUUCACCUUUUUUUAUUUAAUUCAUAAAUUUAAGAAGUCCAGGGAAGUAUGAGCUUGCGCCUUCCAUCAUGAACAGAAAGCCACAUUUCUUUAUCUUGCAUUUAUCUCACUUAUGUUAACGUGAACUUGUGAAAUGCAUUUUUGCCUUAUCUGGUUAAACAGACUUAGAAUAGGCCUACUUCUGACCUUUUACUUUAAAACGACUGAGGAACAUAAAGAAUAUGGAUCUAAGUGAACUGUAAGAAAAAUAGUGCAACUAGCCUAUAUGCUAUAAUUCAUUUGCAUCGUUUUUAGCCAUUAAUUCACCAACACUUAAAUAGUUACAAAUUUGAGUGUGUUGGAAGCUCAUAGCCUACAUGUUUGUAAUAUGGCCUUCGAUGAGCUUAAUUUAACAUUUUUGUGUUCUCUGAAGUUGUCAUACUGUGGCUCUAAUGUUUUUUCAAUUGGAUUUCAGUAAAAGUGUUCACACAUACAUCAUUAUUCUUUCAAAAUAAUAGCACUUCCUAAUUCCUAAAAGCAGUCCAUUGUUUAACAAGGAUUGCAAUUAUUCUUCAGCCUGAACACUUGCCACGUUCACAAGCCAUGCUAGCUGAUAAAUCAAGAAAGGAUUCUCUUGUAAAACAUGCAGGUCCGCUCAACAUAGAAGUUUAACAUUGCUACAAGAGAUUGUGAUCUCAAGCGCCCCUAUCCUUCUUCCAUUCAACUUAAGUUGACUUCAGCAGAGCGAUAGUUUAAACCGCCUAGACCGGAGGUGGUCUGUUGUCUGAGGGAUACAGGUAGGCUUCUCCUGGAAAGAUGACACGAUUUACCCUGUAAGAGAUGUGGUCUAAUCAGUGAGUCAUGAAAACUCAAAAAAAAAAAAAAAAAAAAAGGAUUGCUUAACCUGAAUUCUAAACUGAAAUAAUAACUGAACCAUUUUAUGGUUUACUUUACACACAAAAUCCACAACCUGGAAUAUGUUUGCAAUACUUUUCCUUCAGGAAGCAACUGCCAUGUAGGUCAUCAAUCACCUGUCUUUAAAAAGCUCUCAGGCAUAACCAGACCUCUUUAGCUAUUUCUACAAAGAAAUGUCUCAGUAUGUGGAUUACAUGAAUAGCAGUAGGAAGUGUUUGUUACAGGGGUGUUAAAAUGAGGCAUGUAUAAAUAUUUGGUAACACUUUUGGUUAUGGUCUCAUUAUGUAGUUGCUUAUUAGCAUGCAUAUUACUAUCAUAUUGGCUGUUUUUAGUACUUAUAAAGCACAUAUUAAUGCCUUAUUAUGCAUAUUUUAGAUCCCUUGGUCUCUACCCAAUACCUAAACCUUAAUAACUAUUAAUAAGCAACAAAUUAGGAGUUUAUUAAGGCAAAAGUUGUAGUUAAUAGUUAGUUAAUGGCAGUUGGUCCCCAAACUAAAGUGUGACCAAAUACGGUCCCACUUUAUAUUAGGUGGCCUUAACUACUAUGUGCUUACAUUUAAAUUAAUCAUUUGAUACAAUGCACUUAUUGUGUACAUACAUGUUUUUACAUUGUACUUAUAUUUUAAAAAACACUUAUGUUAUUACAUCUGUAAUUCAUUUUUGUAAUUACAUUUAUAAUUACACUGUUGACCCAUCCCUUACACCUUAACCCACCCUUAAACCUA